Messenger RNA from Fibroporia radiculosa, 1020 nucleotides. RefSeq lists its product as uncharacterized. The record is from RefSeq and is a predicted model, not a curated record. NCBI's taxonomy places the organism in Eukaryota, Fungi, Basidiomycota, Agaricomycetes, Polyporales, Fibroporiaceae. The coding region runs from base 1 to 1020 and encodes 339 amino acids. The transcript has 3 exons.
AUGGAGUCCCUCAAUCUCAACACCCUCGUCAACUCACUCCCCCCUUCAAACCUGGCCAAUGCGGAGAAGGAGCUUACUAACAACUUCAAGGCUGCCGCCCUGAGCCUCACUACUCUUUACCGUUCUUCACGACGCACUUCCAAGCGUGCAUACAACGCUGGAUACGCAGCGGCAUGCCAAGAUUUGCUGUUAAUGAUCCAGCAAGGCGUUUCUACGGGAGAAUCAAGUGACUCCAAUGGCCAGGGCAUGACAAUCGGCCGCAUCAUGGACUACAUUGAGGCGCGCCUUGAAGCGAUAAAGUCGCGGGAGGAAGAAGAAGAUGAGGAUGAAGAGAAGGAGCGUCCCAAGCCAACCUCUAAUGUCGUUCCUGUACUUUCUGCCAAGCCGGGGGCAUCUACCCUUGCCACCAGGAAUGUGGCAAUACCCUCGACAAUAUCUUCUAAGUCUAGAAGCCAUCCCGCUCUAGCGCCUCCAACACCGGAAACUCCACUUUCUUUCACUUCCUCUCAUUCGGGCCCAUCCUCUCCCUCGCCGUUAUCAACCGCCCCCCACCGUCCCAUUUUGCCGUUGUCUCACUCGACGCCUCUUUCUCACCAGCGCACUUCGAAAUCCCGACUGAUCGCACUUUCCAACGCGAAGGAGACUUCGCUCCUGGGUCCCGCGCCGGGCGCUCCGUUUCCCUUCGAAGCGCCCAGCACUGCCGUGCUCCCGCCACCGGCUUCCGCGCCCUCUCCUUUCUCGGACGAGUCCCCGACCUCGGGCGUCGUUGACGCCACGGUCGGCUCGAAGCGCAGACACAAUGUUAUGCUGCUCGACUCAGCCAUGACGACGAGCUCGCCUGACGGACUACCUCCCGCGCCUGGCGGGCCGUCUUCCGGGACAAACAAGCGGCGAACACGCAGCUCGCGCGGGCCUGCACUCGGGCUCUCGCAAUUUGACCAGAACCAGGGCCAGCCGAUGGACGCGAUGGAUAUCGAAGAAGAGGGCGGGCGGGAGCGCAAGCGUGUCGCGCGGCGCUGA